UGCGCUCCGAGUUCGAUCGAUGUUUCUUCUUCGAAGCGACGAGGAAAGUUGGACGAAGUUACGAACAACGAUAUGGAACCGCAAGACGUUUACUACAGCAAGGCAGAAUACGUGGAAACGGCAUCGGGGAAUAAAGUGAGCAGACAGACAGUGUUAUGCGGAUCGCAGAAUAUUGUGUUGCACGGAAAAGUGAUCGUACAAUCGGAUGCUAUUAUCAGGGGCGAUUUGGCGAACGUGAGAACGGGACGUUAUUGUAUCAUCAGUAAGAACGCCAUCAUAAGGCCACCGUUCAAAAAGUUCAGCAGAGGCGUUGCCUUCUUCCCUCUGACGAUGGGUGAUCAUGUUUUCGUAGGAGAAAGAGCAGUGGUUAACGCAGCCAUCGUCGGUUCUUACAUAUACAUUGGAAAAAAUGCGGUGAUCGGAAGGAGGUGCGUCUUGAAGGAUUGUUGUUACAUCGAGGAUGGAGCUGUGGUUCCACCGGAGACCGUAGUUCCCUCGUUCACUCGUUUCGCCGGCAAUCCUGCCAAGUGCGUCGAAGAUUUACCCGAGUGCACUCUCGACCUCAUGCUAGAAUUUACCAAGAAUUAUUAUCAACACUUUUUACCGUCUACUGCUUAACUCGUUUGUUCAUCGAAUCGAAUCGAGUUAUCGAUCGAAUCCCCUCUCUCGUCGUCGGAUGCUCGUCCUUCUCCUCAAAUUCGAAUUCGAACGGAACAGCUUUGCUCCACGUCGCGAUAGUCAUUGCAUCGUUACUCUUCAAUGUUCG
This is a messenger RNA of Apis laboriosa (Himalayan honeybee), 766 nucleotides long. It is a transcript of the gene DCTN5-p25, whose product is annotated as dynactin subunit 5. The transcript is spliced from 5 exons. The record is from RefSeq and is a predicted model, not a curated record. Bases 73 to 618 code for a protein of 181 amino acids. Lineage: Eukaryota; Metazoa; Arthropoda; Insecta; Hymenoptera; Apidae.